This is a messenger RNA of Staurois parvus, 533 nucleotides long. Lineage: Eukaryota; Metazoa; Chordata; Amphibia; Anura; Ranidae. The record is from the annotation of a GenBank genome assembly.
CACAUGAUAUGGAGGGGAUUGGAACACCCGAAUCACAUGAUAUAGAGGGGAUGGGAACACCUGAAUCACAUGAUAUGGAGGGGAUUGGCGCACCUGAAUCACAUGAUAUGGAGGGGAUUGGAGCACCUGAAUCACAUGAUAUGGAGGGGAUUGGAACACCUGAAUCACAUGAUAUGGAGGGGAUUGGAACACCUGAAUCACAUGAUAUGGAGGGGAAUGGAACACCUGCAUCACAUGAUAUGGGGGGGGAUUGGAGCACCUGAAUCACAUGAUAUGGAGGGGAUUGGAACACCUGAAUCACAUGAUAUGGAGGGGAUUGGAACACCUGAAUCACAUCAUAUGGAGGGGAUUGGAGCACCUGAAUCACAUGAUAUGGAGGGGAUUGGAUCACCUGAAUCACAUGAUAUGGAGGGGAUUGGAUCACCUGAAUCACAUGAUAUGGAGGAUAUUGGAACACCUGAAUCACAUGAUUGGAGGGCAGCAACAUAUUACAAAGUAGGUUUUAUGAACAACAUGAAGCCGGUAUAAUGAAG